Molecule: messenger RNA, 483 nt
Organism: Gongylonema pulchrum
Lineage: Eukaryota; Metazoa; Nematoda; Chromadorea; Rhabditida; Gongylonematidae
Source: the annotation of a GenBank genome assembly
CUGGAUGAGAGGCAUCGCUUAAUUGCAGAGGGCCGCCUGCCGCCCAUAUCCUAUGAAUGGGAGAAGGAGUUGUGGGCGAAACGCGAGCGAUUCGGUAAAUACGGUCUGGCAAGUGGUGUUGAUCCCGGUGAGCUAUGGCCAACUGUUGAAGAAAUUCAAGAACAAGAAGCUAUUGGAUGGUAUGGGAAAUUCAGUGACGUUCUGAAAAAAGUGCAGAAUGCAAAGAAAACUGAGCACGCUGCUGCUUUAGCAAGAUUGAAGGAAGUAGCCACAGCCGAAAGUAAAUAUCCGGAAAUGUUUAAAGAAUUUCUGGACACUCAAAAAGAAGUGGUACCAGUGAAAAGCAAACAAGAAUUGGAGGCGGAGCAGCAAAGAAAAGAAUUACUGGAAUAUUACGGAUAUGAAAUUGUGCAGGAGGAUCCGAGAUUUCCCAUUUUGCUCGAGAAAAUGAUGGAUGCGAAGAAAAAGGUCUGCAUACUUUAA